This is a messenger RNA of Menidia menidia (Atlantic silverside), 1848 nucleotides long. The record is from the annotation of a GenBank genome assembly. Lineage: Eukaryota; Metazoa; Chordata; Actinopteri; Atheriniformes; Atherinopsidae.
AUGCAGACCUCCUCGCUCCGCCGGCAGAUGAAAAACAUGGUCAACAACUACACGGAGGCCGAGAUCAAGGUCCGGGAGGCCACCUCCAACGACCACUGGGGGCCUCCCAGCUCCCUCAUGUCCGAGAUCGCGGACCUGACCUUCAACGUGGUGGCCUUCACCGAGGUGAUGGGCAUGAUCUGGAAGCGGCUCAACGACCACGGCAAGAACUGGCGCCACGUGUACAAGGCGCUCACGCUGCUGGACUAUUUGGUCAAGACGGGCUCCGAGCGCGUGGCCAAAGAGUGCCGGGACAACAUCUACACCGUCCAGACCCUGAGGGACUUCCAGUACAUAGACCGGGACGGCCGCGACCAGGGCAUCAACGUCAGGGAGAAGGCCAAGCAGCUGGUGGCGCUGCUGAGGGACGAGGAGAGGCUGAAGAAGGAGAGGAGCCAGGCUCUGAAGACCAAGUCCCGCAUGGCGGGGGUCUCCAGCAGCCUGGGCUCCGGCUCCGUGCCCCCGCCGUACCCAGGCCGCCACGCCGCCACUUCGUACGGGGAUGAUUUCGGCAGUUGCCGAGGCUCGCCAUCCUUCCGCUCUUCCUCUGCCUCUCCUCCACUGGCACCAGAUCUGGAACAAGCUCGACCGUCAACCAGCGGAGAAGAGGAGCUGCAGCUGCAGCUGGCCCUGGCUAUGAGCCGAGAGGAAAGUGAAAAGCCACCUCCCACAGUGGAUAUUGAUGAACAGACUCAGCUCCAGAUCGCUAUGACUCUCAGCAAGGAGGAGGCGCAGAAGCCGGCCCCGCGCGCACCUGCUGCCGCUCCGGAUAUGGAUGAAGACACCCAGCUCCAGUUAGCCCUGAGCCUCAGCAAAGAGGUGCACCAGCAGGAGCAAAUCAGUCGCCAAGGAGAUGAGUCUCUCCUCCAGAAAGCUUUGGAGGAGAGCAAACGUGAAAUGGAGUCAAAAGGCGGGACAGCCUUUAUGGACCUGGUAGAUGUUUUUGCAGUGCCUUCAGACGCGCCACCCAGUAACCACCGCUGGAACAACGCCCCACGCCAGGCCGCCGCCGCUGCUGCUGCUGGAGGCUCAGACCCCUGGGACUCCCUCGAAGACAGUGUCCACAUCCCAGGAGCAGAUCCUGCCUGGAUGGCACCGCCAACUUCCAAUAGUCCCCCACCCCCGUGGGAGCCCCCGGCCAACCCCUGGGGCGCACAGCAGAACAAUGUCUCCAGCACCAACCCUGCAGGUCGGGUGUGGUCUAUCCCUGCUACAGGAGUUGAUCCCUUAUCAGAAAGUACAGCAAGUAGGGAACCCCCUCUUCGAAGUGGAAGUCCGUCAGAUGGGGAUCUAUUUGAUGAAGCCAUGGAUGGCGGUCAGGUGAGCAUUAAUGGACGAGGGGAGGGCAGUCCUGAGCUCUUUGACAUGUCCCGUCUUGGAGAAAGCCUAGCCGCACCAAGCCCUCGAACAUGCCGGACACCCGAGGCCUUUCUGGGCCCGACGGCAGCGUCCUUGGUAAACUUGGACGCCUUGAUCCCGACUAAUCCACAACCCAAGAACAAGAACCCCUUUUUAUCAGGACUGAGCGCUCCCUCACCCAGCAAUCCUUUCCAAACUGAGCAACCAAAACUGAGUCUGAAUCAAAUGGGCUCUACAUCUGCGACCCCCCAAGCCACCUCUCUUCCGUACAGUGCCUCCUUGCCCCUGCCUAUGAGCCAUCAGGGUGCCAGCCUCCCUUCAUCUCUCACUCACCCCACUCAGCCCGGCCUGGACCUGCAGAGGAACCUCCCGGAGCCCCUGCUGCCCUUCUCCUCUUCCAGUGCUGAUGGAUCACAAGCUGCACAGAGCAACCAGAACCCUUUCUUAUGA